Molecule: messenger RNA, 1257 nt
Organism: Exophiala viscosa
Lineage: Eukaryota; Fungi; Ascomycota; Eurotiomycetes; Chaetothyriales; Herpotrichiellaceae
Product: putative monooxygenase
Exons: 4
Coding region: 1-1257 (418 amino acids)
Molecular function (GO): FAD binding
Source: RefSeq, a predicted model, not a curated record
AUGGCGGAGUCUGGGAGCGAUCAAAGCGUUAAGCAGGCCGCGAGUAGCAUUUCGCGCAUCAUUGUCGUUGGUGCUGGCCCUUCUGGCCUUUUGCUGGCACUGCUUCUUGCAAGAAAUGGUAUCAAUGUCGAGAUUCUUGACGCUGGCGAUACGGUCGACGAGCAACCCCGAGCGGCGCAUUAUGCGCCUCCUGCAGUGGCCGAGUUACGACGGGCAGGCGUGAUUGAAGAUAUCAUCGCGGCGGGGUACAAACCCCGAGACUUCACAUGGCGGAAACCGGACGGCAGCCCGAUAGCGAGUAUGUUCUUCGAUAUUCUGGAUCCUGACUUCGCAGAUCGGAUGGUGGUCCUACCUCUGAACCGACUUUGCAACAUCAUUUACGCGCAUCUCCAAACCCAGUCGACCGUAAGGGUGAAAUGGCGCCACCGGGUUGUCGACAUCGGUCAGAACGAGGCCCAAGCGUGGGUGUUCGUCGAGACUCCUACAGGACGCCAGAGAUACGAAGCAGACUAUGUCAUCGGUUGUGAUGGAGCCAACAGUCAGAUUAGGCGCUCGCUGUUUGGUGAUCUCAACUUCCCAGGUGAGGCACUUAAUGCUCAGAUCGUUGCCACGAAUGUCUACUAUGAUUUCACCCAAUUCGGCUAUUCGGACACAAAUUACAUUCUACAUCCUACCAACUGGCACAUGGUAGCAAAGAUUACACCUGAUGGAUUAUACCGGGUUAGCUACGCUGAAGUUCCUGGUCUCACCGCAGAAGAAUACCAAAGGAGGCAACCUGAGAGGUUUCAAGAAAUCCUGCCAGGUAGUCCCAAGCCGAACGAGUACAAGAUCACCAACAUCAGUCCGUACAAGAUGCAGCAGCGAUGUGCUCCGAGCUUUCGAGUCGGCAGGUUCCUUCUUGCUGCAGAUGCGGCACAUCUGUGCAACCCAUUCGGAGGCUUGGGGCUCACUGGCGGGAUUGCCGAUGUAGGGAGUCUGUUUGACUGUCUCAUUGGCAUUCACACAGGCCUAGCCAGUGACAGUAUUCUGGACAAAUACAGUGAAGUCCGUCGCCAGAUCUAUUUUGAUAUCAUCGACCCUUCAUCUCGAGAAAACUUUCGACGCCUCCAUGCUCAAGAUCCCGAAACGGCUGCAGGACGUGACCCGCUAUUUGUCAUGUGUCGUAAGGCUGAGACGGAUCGGGAGCUGGGUCGUGAAUUGGCGCUGGGACUCAAUAUCCUUCGUCACGAUUUUACCAAGUAUUACACAAGCCAUUGA